Molecule: messenger RNA, 695 nt
Organism: Gymnodraco acuticeps
Lineage: Eukaryota; Metazoa; Chordata; Actinopteri; Perciformes; Bathydraconidae
Product: dnaJ homolog subfamily B member 9-like
Exons: 2
Coding region: 66-599 (177 amino acids)
Cellular component (GO): endoplasmic reticulum
Molecular function (GO): protein-folding chaperone binding; misfolded protein binding
Source: RefSeq, a predicted model, not a curated record
AUAGUUGUACUUCCAGGUAACUUGUGUGUGUGUUGAAGUUCCUCAUUUGUGCUCAGACGCCCAGCAUGGCAGUGCAAUGUGUUUUCCACUUGAUGCAAGCCUUUUUUGUCCUGCUACUCUGCUUAUCUGAAGCCUCAGAGUUUAGCAGAAAUUACUAUGAUACUCUCAAUGUUGAGACCACAGCCACUGACAGACAGGUAAAGAAGGCUUUCCGCCAUCUGGCUGUAAAAUACCACCCUGAUAAGAACAAGAGCACCGACGCAGAGAAGACUUUCAGAGAGAUUGCUGAAGCCUACACGGUGCUCUCCAACAAGGAGAAGAGGAGGCUGUAUGACCGUGUGGGCCACGAGGCUUUCCUAAAAGAGGAGGCUUCUGUUGACCCUGAGGAUGAAGAUGAAACAAGCUUCCACUUUAAUUUUGAAGACCUCUUCCAUGACUUCAAUGAUAGUCCUUUUGUGGAGGAAUCACACUUCCAAUGGAGCUUUCAUCAGGAUGGGGAGGAAGAGGAUGGUCCAUAUGAACAAUACAGUUUUGUAGGGCCUGGCUUCAACUUUUAUGUUGGGGAUGAUGAUGAAAAUGAAGAAGACUUUUACUACUAGAUUUCCCAUAUCUCAAUCCUGUAUUCUGUAUGACUGUUUUUAAUGUGUUGUCUUUUAGUGAUACCAACGUCUUCUUAUUAAAUCGUUACGUCAGUA